CGAAUGAUUCUUUUCGUGAAAUUUUAAUUGAAAUCUCGUUCUGUGAAUUCUCAUCAGCACCAAUCGUAUUUCGAGAUUCAUAAUGGUUACUAAAAUCAGGCUGCUGGUGUUCCUUGUCGUCACAAUUCUGUCAGAUCAACUUCAGAGUCAGCCGGAAGUCGACUGGUUUGAGAGUUUAUCUAGAUUUCCUAUACAUACAGCUUUGAUAAUGCGUUGCCAUGGAACAGGGGAUUCUGAAAUCUUGAAGGAUAAAUUAUUGGCAAAAAUUAUGAAGACUUUGCCAAGUGUGACACUCCACGUGGAUCAUCCCACCAUUCUGCUGACAGACUUGGAUGUUGGUGGCAUAUCAAAGUUGUCAACAUCUCUCCUCUUCAUUUAUGAUAUUGAAUAUUCAGGGGAUAAUCAGAAAAUAUAUGAAGUGAUUGACUCCAUCCAAAAAUUGGCAGACUUCUCUGUAAACUGCUAUCUCCUCAUCAUACUGAGGACAUCAUCAAAUUUCAAUGGAGACAUGGAAAAUAUUCUGCGACACGCGUGGCAUCACGCAAUCAUGCACAUCGCAAUUGUUGAAAUUCGUCAUGCCUCUAAUUUAAAUGUCUCUACAAAAAUAAUUGCAGAUUCACCGAAAUCUCUGGAAUUGACUGGAGCCAUCACCAAAAUUUCCAAGGGCAAUCCAGACCGAGUGAUAAUCCACCAGUUUAAUCCGUUCAUGAAAAAAUUUUAUCACAUCCAGUUCUCAACUGAAGAAGUGCUGUUCCCAAAUUUUGCUAAAAAUAUGUACGGGCUUGCGCUGAAAAUAAUUAUCGUUAAUCAACCACCAUUUGCUUCGGUCAUAUGGAAUAAUGUUGGUGACAUGGUGAAAAUGUCAGGACCAAAUAUUAUUCUCAUGCAGACAAUUAUUGAAAAAAUUAAUGCCACUCCUGUUAUUCUACCGAAACAAAAGCUUAGUAAGAUAUGGCGAAACGAAUUCACGGUUGAAGAUAUAAUCAAGGAAAGUUUCAAUUGGGAUUUGACUGCUCAUUUGUGCAUUCAUUAUACUGAACAAAUAAUUGAAGAAUCUGUGAGAACGCAUAAUAUCAUAAUUCAUGAACUGGCAAUAUUAAUGCCAAGGAAAUUGACGAUAAACAAAAAAAUCCUCAUGGAUGCCCUUGAAAGUAGUGUUCUUGCCAUGAUUAUAAUAAUUGUCGUUGGGCUUGCAGUGAAACUUUUGAAGUUCGAUCAAAGAUAUUGGAAUUUACUGACUAUCUUCCGCUGGAUAUUCUCAAUAGCGGUGCAACAUCAGCCAUCAAAAAAUUACGAGCGAAUCCUUUUUUUCGUUGUCAUCGUGCUAGGAUUCACAUAUGCCAACAAUAUUUACGCUUCUUUGACAGAUCUGGGCGUUGAUCCGCUGGUGGAAAAUACAUAUGAAACCCUAGAAGAUGUUGAUGCCUCAGGUUUGAUACCAGUUAUACGGAAUCCAGUAUUCAGGAAAACAUUUGAAAAUGCCACUGAUACCAAAUUGAAUUUGAAAAAGAGAAGUCUCAUAGUAAUGGAUAAUACAAAUUGUCCAGAAAUGGCUGUGAGGCAUCGUAAUGUUUCCUGUAUUCUCUUCAGGAAUGAAGCUAAGUACUACAAGCAUCGGACUCGCACCCAAAGUGGACAAUUUCAACUGAAAUUAGCGAAACCAAUUUUUUGGUCGCACAAUGCAGCUUUCCUCUUCCGUCAGAGUUUACCUGGAAAAAAAAAUAUCAAUGAAAUUAUUGAAAGGUGUCGCGAAGCUGGUCUUCUUCACAAAUGGUAUUCUGACAUGACAUAUUCGCAGAGAUCCGAGCACACGAACACGAAAGAACAUGUGCAUGUGGAAGAAGAACAAGUACGGACAUUACGAGGACAACUUAUUACAGUUAUUGUAUUCGGCCAUUCACUUGCUACUCUCACAUUCAUUGUGGAAAUCGUAUUUCAUCGGUUCAAAACCAAGCGAAAUUUUCGCUGA
Fopius arisanus is the source of this 1969-nucleotide messenger RNA. RefSeq lists its product as uncharacterized. Lineage: Eukaryota; Metazoa; Arthropoda; Insecta; Hymenoptera; Braconidae. The record is from RefSeq and is a predicted model, not a curated record.